AAAUUCAUUCUCUGACAAUUACUCAUUUAAAUUUACAGAAAGGCUCGAAACAGCAUAUAAAAGGCUAUGUGUGUGCAUAAGUCUGUUUAGGGAUGUAACUUGUAUUUUUGAGAAAUUGAAACUAAAAGCACAUCUCACUCUCAUUUAUAAACAUGGCUUCGAAUCACCAAGAUGAUUCCGACACUGAAGGCUCAGAAUUCAGUGAUAGUGGCUCAGACUCUGAUACCUCAAAUACUUCAACCAAAGAUUCAGGCUCCUUUAUCGACUCUGACUGUGACUCUGACUCAGAUUCCAGCGAUAAAGCAGUUGCAACAGCAUGUGCUGCAUUCAAGCGUAAGAUUUGUAAGUAUUACAAUCAUGGCAACUGCCGAAAUGGAGACAGGUGUCAGUAUGAGCACAUAUGCAAAUACCACGUGGAGGGCUCAUGCCGCUAUGGCAUUGGAUGUCGUCUCAAACACAGUUCUGCUUCAAAUGCAUCACCUCAACCAAAUGAACAUCCAGACAGUGAAAGCCAUAGUAAGCGGCAGAGAAGGAAUAGCAGUCCUGUGUCUGCAGAUGAUGAAGAAGACGAUGACAGUCCCUACAGAUGGCAGUUGAAUUUGGGAGAUGGCUGGGAGGAUGUUUCCAAUGAUUUUGUCCUAGAAGCUCAGUAUUCACGCCCUGAAGCCAAAGGAAUCAACAUCUAUAACACCCCUGCUGGAGUUAUUUCGAUCGACUUUACCAAGAUGAGAGUUAUUACCAAAACUAACAUUAAAGUCCGGCGUAAAGGUUCAAAGCAAACUGAGUGGCUGUGGUAUUACCAUGGUAAACAGAAGUGGCACCAGUUUGGAGUGAAGCGUUCAAAGGGCAAAAGCAAUGGGAUUCAGAGUUCAAGACUGGAAAAGGAAUACCAAAAGCACAAGAAGGGUUCUUUUCAGUUUGCUGUUGAUUCCAGCACAUUCGAGAUUAGCUUUAAAGGAAUGUAUCAGAAAAGUUUAUCUACAGGCCAGAAAAGACGGGUUAGACGACGCCCUAAAUAUGAUCCGUCUAAAGCUGUAGCAAGCACGUUGCCCUUCAGUUUCCGGGGCUUGAUGGCUUCAGUGUGGCAGUUUGAAGGGAGAGCUGGUAAAUGGCACACCUUCAAAAAAAUGGGUGGAUGUUCAGUCUCAAGUGAUGACAUCGAGAGCUGUUACCAAAGUAAACAGAAGACAAUGACAUUCAAUGUUAAUGGUGACCCUUACACACUGGAUUUUUCAAGGAUGAAUCAGGUUAACCAAAGAACAAAUGCCAGACGCAAGAUCCGCCGCACUUAAUGGGUGUGCAAAAGCUCAAGAACAGGAGUUUGCCGAAUUAAGGCUGGAGGUGAUCACAAGCCCCACUGACUUCCAGAAAAAAGAAUACUGUGGAAGUCAAUGGGGCCUCUGAUCGGUUUGGUUACAAACUUAAAUUAUCUUCCUUUGUGUUUAUCAGAAUAAAUACAUUUAUACAGGUUUGUAACAACAUGACAGCAAAUGAUGACAGAAUUUAUAUUUUUGGGUGAACUAUUCCUUUAAGUGAAUAUGAACGUUAGGUGAAAAUAAGAUUCAGGAUGUUUUAUUUAGAAUUACUGCCUGUGGUGAUAAAAAAAUAAAAAGUUAUGUUUACAAAUUAUGUUUACAAAUGAUAGUUAAAUAACCUUGUGAUUAUGUCUUCUUUAUGAUAAUAUUAAUGAAAAUGAAGUGUCCUUAGAAAUGCAAUGCUUUCUGUAUGGCUUGAAGAAUUAUACAAAGUGCCUAGUAAACAUUUGACUUCCUUUUAUGCCAUUUUUAAUCAAAAACUGCCUGAGCCAGCUGGCCACACAGCUGUAUUUACCAUGUAUACACUAUACUGUAUGUGGUUUUGUUACAUGAAGCUGCCGACAAUUGUUUUUGAUGUAUAAAAUACAACGUAUAGGGAAAACACCUAAACAGGAUUUUCUUAAAAUGUGAUUUGUAUCUGUUUAUUACUAAAACAUAAAAAAAGCAUUAAAGACAAAGCUCAAGUUGACAUUAAAUUAACCUGAGCUAUGAAAUGGGUGCUCUUAUGACACUUUCCCUUGGGCAUGAGGCAAUACACAAACUACAGAAUAUGUAUUUUGAAUGGGUUUUUAAACAUUAUGUAAAAUCUUUGUUUUAAAUGUUGUAUGCUAUAUGUGGUUAGGAUUGUAUAACAAUUAUCAUUGGAGUUUUCUAAUAAGUCACCAAAUGCUGUCAUUUUUUUCCACACACAAUAUUAAACAUUGUUUUUA
Paramisgurnus dabryanus is the source of this 2245-nucleotide messenger RNA. RefSeq names its product protein mono-ADP-ribosyltransferase PARP12. The record is from RefSeq and is a predicted model, not a curated record. Lineage: Eukaryota; Metazoa; Chordata; Actinopteri; Cypriniformes; Cobitidae. Gene Ontology annotation, cellular component: nucleus. Gene Ontology annotation, molecular function: zinc ion binding; NAD+ poly-ADP-ribosyltransferase activity.